Molecule: messenger RNA, 398 nt
Organism: Racocetra fulgida
Lineage: Eukaryota; Fungi; Glomeromycota; Glomeromycetes; Diversisporales; Gigasporaceae
Source: the annotation of a GenBank genome assembly
AUGAAUUGUAAUUUUAGUCAUGAUAACGCACAGAUUCAGUCUUUUACUCAACAGUAUACAGUGAAUAAUGAUGUUCUUUCAGAAAAAAGCUAUAAAAAAAUUUCUCAAGAUCAAUUAAAAUUUGGCACUUUAAUGGCAGCUCAAAAAAAUGAAGCAGAGAAAGCUAAGCAGCAAGAAUUUUUGAAAAAAAGGAGAACAGCUAUAAAUGAGAAUCAAAGUGUAGAUGAAAAUCUACUUAAUUAUGAACAAUCAUCAAAUGAAAUUGGAAAUAACACAAAUUCAAAAGAUAAAAAUGUGCUUGGAAGUUUAGCAAUUGAUGAGGAAUUGGAACAACAGAUUCAAACCCUUAAAGAGAAGCAUUUAAAAUUAUUUAAAACUCAAAAAACGAAUGCACAAGG